Molecule: messenger RNA, 672 nt
Organism: Sorghum bicolor (sorghum)
Lineage: Eukaryota; Viridiplantae; Streptophyta; Magnoliopsida; Poales; Poaceae
Product: citrate-binding protein
Exons: 2
Coding region: 1-672 (223 amino acids)
Source: RefSeq, a predicted model, not a curated record
AUGGCAGGUUCUUCUUCUUCUAGCUCGUGCUCACUGAUGUUGCUGCUGCCGGUGAUGGCGGCGGCGCUGUCGUUGGCCGCCAACGCCGGCUCGUCUGAUCACCUGACCGCCGGUUUCAGCCGUGUCGAGCUGAGCGAGUCGCAGUUCGUGGUACAGAAGCCCUACGACGUGCCCCUAAAGGAGCGGUACGAGGAGUCCGGCGGCGUCCGCCGCAUGUGGGUCUUCGCCACCGACAAGCCCGGCAGCGCCACCCACCCCGGCGGCGCGCGCACCGAGAUCAAAAUCUACAGCUCCGGCGUGUGGCAGUUCGAGGGCGACAUGUACGUGCCGUCGGGCACGUCCGGCGCGUCGGUGAUGCAGAUCUUCGGCGCGGCGACGCACGCCACGACGCUGAUGCUGCACGUCUACGACGGCCAGCUCACUUACUACCAUGAGCUAACCAAGGUGGUUGCGGACCGCGUCUACGACCGGUGGAUCCGUCUCAACGUCAUCCACGACGUCGCCGCCGGGAACGUCACCGUUUUUGUCGACGGCGAGAGGAGGCUGAGUGCCCCCGGCCAAGGCGGGAAGGAACACUACUUCAAGUUCGGCGUGUACAAGCAGUCACACCACAACCCUUCGCACCGCAUGGAGUCGCGCUGGAGGAACGUCGCCAUCUACACCAAGCCCUGA